AGUACAUUGCUCAAGAGAAAGGAGUAGGGCAGCUUGGAAAAUAAUUGAGGAGCAUUUGAUGCCAUUUGUGGAGAAAGAACAAUAUCAACUUUCAAGUAGAUGUAAGCUCCAUCCUGACAACCACUUGUAUAGAGAUCAAGAACAGCACAAACACCAUGUAGACAUAAAUGAAUGGCAAUGUGGGUACUGUAGGAAGACUUUCUAUGAAGAGAAAUUCCUUGACAAGCAUUUUGACAACAGACAUUAUGAUCUGCUGAACAUGAGUCGCAGCAGGUGCUUGGCAGACUUAUGCGGUGCAUUACAUUGUGACCUUGUAAUGGAUUCUAUGCCUCGGAAAACUAAGUGCAAUCCUGCUGCUGCCGCAAGGAACAAACAUCUAUGUGAGAGUCUAGCUGAUAGUUGUUUUCCAGUCUCUGAAGGUCCUUCAGCAAGCCGUCUUCAUGAAUUCUUCCUCCGCCAAUUCUGCGACACCCACACUUGUUCUGGAGGUCAGAAACCCUUUUCUAAUGGGUACAAGAAGAAAAAGACAAGUAUUUUCUACAUUUCCAUUUCCAUUUUGACAUUGCUGCUGCUGCCACUUUUCUACAUUUUUGUGUACUUGUACCGAAGAGGAAUUAAAAAGGGUUCCCAAGAGUUAAGACGCAUCCCAAAAAUUGGACAAAAAAAAUCAUUCUAGUUGGUUGUCAAGUUUUAUACCACCAGUCAUGAUCUAAGGUUCAGUUUGCAUUGCAUGUGAUUUCUCAGAGAAAGAGAUUGCAAAGGAAGCAGGAGAGAGGUAAAUACUGUUUUGCCAUGUCAUAUAUGUCAUCUGUGGACACUUUUAAUGCAGAGGAAUAGGAACAAUUGAACUAGAAUCUUCUUCGAGAUAUGAUGUACCAUUCAUUUGACUAAGAUAGAUUAUAAUCUGAAUGUACUUGGAACACCAUAACAGGCACUACCGCAAUGAAAGAAUAUAUCAUUACUUGGAAA
This is a messenger RNA of Rubroshorea leprosula, 969 nucleotides long. Lineage: Eukaryota; Viridiplantae; Streptophyta; Magnoliopsida; Malvales; Dipterocarpaceae. The record is from the annotation of a GenBank genome assembly.